This is a messenger RNA of Aphanomyces invadans, 1070 nucleotides long. RefSeq lists its product as hypothetical. The record is from RefSeq and is a predicted model, not a curated record. Gene Ontology annotation, biological process: cilium assembly. Bases 63 to 1055 code for a protein of 330 amino acids. NCBI's taxonomy places the organism in Eukaryota, Oomycota, Saprolegniomycetes, Saprolegniales, Verrucalvaceae. Gene Ontology annotation, cellular component: axoneme; ciliary basal body. The transcript has 4 exons.
AACACACUGGUUUAUCUGAAACAGGUCAAACGAGUCGACUACGGCGAGGUCUCAAAGCGGCCAUGGAGAGCGAAGGGUCGGGCGAGACAAGGGGCCACGCAACCAAGCUGAGGUCGCUGAUCAACGAGGCAGCAGAGCAGCGUGAAGAGCUGCAACAAACAAAUAUUGGACUCCAGCGCAAGAUUGUUCCGCUGCUGCAAAAGAAGCAGGACGCAUCACCCGAGAAGAAGGAGGAUCGGCUGAGUUUGGUGGAAAAUGAAAAGCGGUACUACGACUGCUUGAAGAGCGUGCACGAGGCGCGGGCUCAGCUGCUGACUGCACAAACGCAGUACGACAAAAUCGCCAUGGAGCUACAAUCUCGGUUGGACGAGAAGGAGUCCAAGGCCAACGAAAUUCAAGAAUCGUUCAUGGAGUUCAAGCGCGAGGUGGCUCGAAGUGCAGAGAAUACACGGACUGGCAAGCCCAUUCCAAAACGUGUAAUUGCCCAAUUCGAGGUUGCCGAAAUGAAAAAGGACCAGGAAGUCGAAAAGGUGCGGUUGAAGAACAUCAACUUGCGCACGCAUUUACGCAAAUUGGAGCAGCAGCUGCAUGCAAAGGAGCAGCUAGCAGAAGGACUCCACUUGAUCGAUUUUGAGCAACUCAAGAUUGAAAACCAGACCUUGAACGAAAAGAUCGAAGAGCGCAACGAAGAGCUCCACAAGUUGCGGAAGAAAACCACGACGACCGUCCAAGUACUGACGCACAUCAAGGAAAAACUGCAGUUCGUUUUGGUGGAAAAUCAAAACUUGAAAAAGGAGCUAGCGGAACUGGACGAAGAUUUGACGAAAAACCGCGACACGUUGACCAAGAAGAAAAAAGAACGCGACGGGGUCAGGCUCACACAGCAGAAGAUGAAACACCAACAAGGAUUUGGUAACUCGCAAUUGCUCAUGCAAGACUACGAAAAGCGAAAAAUCGACAUCGAAGACUACCAGGGGCGACUGGCACAGCUGAAGCAACGACUGGCGUACCUCACAAAAAAAACUCCUCAAGCAAGUGAAGCAAACUCUGUGUGAAAUUACGGUGGAUAG